CGCACCAUCAGUCUACCUUUUGCAGCUCGAAGAACAUUUCAGGCAACCACAACAUGCACUCUCUCCUCCCGUUGCCAUUACCAAACACAAGACAGGAUUAACUUUUAAAAAUGCAAUAGACUUCUUUUCAGUUGAACAGGACAUUUGAAGACAACCCGAGGAGAACAAGGAACAGUGGGCCUAUGCCUAUGGUCACGUUUAAUGGGGAAGUAACUGAAUGGUGCAGGUAUGGGGAAUGGCCGGGCAAUGUUAUGCAGCUUACCCGUGGUGGCGGUCUGCCUGGCGGCGUUGCUGUUCGCCAACCUGCUUCUCUACCUCUACCUCGACUCCAUGUACCCAAGCUUCGUCUCCCCGGCCUCACAUGGCCACUGCCCGUCCCGACACUUCAAGCUGGGCACCAUGCGUGACUGCGUGCCCUGGCUGCAGUGCCCAGAGAUCAGAGCUGACAUCCGUCGGCUGAAGAUGGUGGGACAAGGAGCAGUGAAGAAGGUGCACCUGUCGGAGUGGCGUGGCCAGAAGGUGGCGCUGUGCGAGCUCUCCUCCGAGUCCUACCGGCCCGACUUCCUGCACGGCCUCUCCAUGCUGCGCUCGCUGCAGAGCGUCCGCGUGGUGCAGCUGGUGGGCGCCUGCGAGGAGGACGGCGUCUUUGUCACCGAGUACCAUCCGCUGGGCACGCCGCUGGCGCUGGACGAGGCGCUGGCCAUGCCCCGCUACCGCUCCAGUGACACCUGGCAGACCCGCCUCCGCCUGGCGCUGGAUUACGUGGCGUUUCUCACCUUCCUCCACACCAGCCCGGCGGGCACGCGGGUGAUGUGCGACUCCAACGACCUCAGCAAGACGCUGAGUCAGUUCCUGCUGACGGCCGACUUCAGGCUGGUGGCAAAUGAUCUGGACGCGCUGCCGGAGGUCCCUCCUGGGGGUCAGGGGGUGAAGUGUGGGCCCCGGGAGCUCACGGGGGACUUUGUGGCCCCCGAGCAGCUGUGGCCCCACGGAGAUGACGGCGACGGCAAGCCCUUCUCUGACGAGCUCAUGCCGGGCUACGACGAGAAGACGGACAUUUGGAAGAUUCCAGAGGUCACCGGCUUCCUGCUGGGGCACGUCACAGGAAGUGACGUCAUCCACUUUCAUCUCUUUCAGGUCCACACGGACUGCAAGAAGCGGGACCCCCGGGAGCGGCCCACGGCCAGGGAGGUUCUGAGCGUGUACCGUGCGGUCUACGAUACCAUGCUGGAGAGCCAGCAACAACCCAGAGACAUGCUGUAGUCUAGUGGAGAAGUGGGCAUUACUGUCUCUGCCGUUCGAAUAAAAACAAAGUGAUACGAUAACAAGACAAGAAGUCAGAGAUGGCAACCUGGCCUCCUUGCCAAUGGUAGAUGCUCAUGAUGUGUGUUUGGCGCCAUCCGUAGCCCACUGAAAACUCUGCAGAUGGACACACAAACGGACAACAAACAGACGUAGAGGGUCAUUGGAAUACCUGGCCUAAAGUUUUGGCAAAGGACGCGCUCAACUUCUUGGAAAAACAAAAGUCUUUGGGUGCGAGAUAAAAUGUAUCAACUUAAGGAAGAAAAAUCCGCACUCACAAACUGCG
Messenger RNA from Engraulis encrasicolus (European anchovy), 1588 nucleotides. It is a transcript of the gene pomk, whose product is annotated as protein O-mannose kinase. Gene Ontology annotation, cellular component: endoplasmic reticulum membrane. The transcript has 3 exons. The record is from RefSeq and is a predicted model, not a curated record. Gene Ontology annotation, biological process: carbohydrate phosphorylation; protein O-linked glycosylation; protein phosphorylation. NCBI's taxonomy places the organism in Eukaryota, Metazoa, Chordata, Actinopteri, Clupeiformes, Engraulidae. Gene Ontology annotation, molecular function: protein tyrosine kinase activity; carbohydrate kinase activity; ATP binding. The coding region runs from base 229 to 1263 and encodes 344 amino acids.